ACACCCAUGGCCCCGGGGAGCCUGACAAGGACAACAUCCGCCAGGAGCCCUACACCCCACCUCAGGGCUUCACCUGGGAUGCCUUGGACCUGGGUGACUGUGGUGUGCUGAAAGAACUGUACACCCUCCUGAAUGAGAACUACGUGGAAGAUGAUGACAACAUGUUCCAAUUUGAUUAUUCCCCAGAGUUUCUUUUGUGGGCUCUCUGGCCACCCGGCUGGCUCCCCCAGUGGCACUGUGGGGUUCGAGUGGUCUCAAGUCGGAAAUUGGUUGGGUUCAUGAGUGCCAUACCAGCAAACACCCAUAUCUAUGACACAGAGAAGAAGAUGGUGCAGAUCAACAUCCUGUGUGUCCACAAGAAGCUGCGUUCCAAGAGGGUGUCUCCAGUCCUGAUCCGAGAGAUCACCAGGUGGGUUCACCUGGAGGGCAUCUUCCAGGCUGUUUACACUGCUGGGGUGGUACUACCAAAGCCUGUUGGCACCUCCAGGUAUUGGCAUCGGUCCCUAAACCCACAGAAGCUGAUUGAAGUGAAGUUCUCCCACCUGAGCAGAAAUAUGACCAUGCAGCACACCGUGAAGCUGUACCGACUGCCAGAGACUCCCAAGACAGCUGGGCUUCCACCAGUGGAAAAAAAGGACAUUCCAGUAGUGCACCAGCUCCUCACCAGGUACUUGAAGCAGUUUCACCUCAUGCCAGUCAAGAGCCAGGAGGAGGUGGAGCACUGGUUCUACCCCCAGGAGAGCAUCAUCAACACUUUCGUGGUGGAGAGCGCAAACGGAGAGGUGACGGAUUUCCUGAGCUUUUAUACGCUGCCCUCCACCAUCAUGAACCAUCCAACCCACAAGAGUCUCAAAGCUGCUUAUUCUUUCUACAAUGUUCACACCCAGACCCCUCUUCUAGACCUCAUCAGCAACGCGCUUGUUCUCGCCAAAAUGAAAGGGUUUGAUGUGUUCAAUGCACUGGAUCUCACGGAGAACAAAACCUUCCUGGAGAAGCUCAAGUUUGGCAUAGGGGACGGCGACCUGCAGUAUGACCUUUACAAUUGGAAAUGCCCCAGCAUGGGGGCAGAGAAGGUUGGGCUGGUGCUACAAUAACCAGACACCAGUGACAUUCUGGAUAAAGCCACUGAAAAGUCGAACCAGGGAAUGGAACCCCACCUCUGUUGGUCCAAUUUUCACACACGUGAGAAUCCCUGGC
Molecule: messenger RNA, 1197 nt
Organism: Saimiri boliviensis boliviensis (Bolivian squirrel monkey)
Lineage: Eukaryota; Metazoa; Chordata; Mammalia; Primates; Cebidae
Source: RefSeq, a predicted model, not a curated record